GACGUAGAGAAGAAGCGUAGGCGUGGACGAUUAUCUUCCGUAAUGUCGGCGGUAGUAUCCACGUGUACGGUCAACUAAGGCCGGCGUUGCUUGGCGGUUCACGUCAGGUGCUGUGUUGCUGGUGACUCACGCGAACAAAAUAAAAACUGACUUAAAUAACCGCGUUUUAAAAAAGCGCAAACCACGCCACAACAAAUCUCUUAUCAACUUCAACUGUCCACCCAAUUAAUCUGCAAAUCCAUUGAAUAUCGCUUUUCCUUUUAUCCCUAUUCGACGUUUUUCCAUACCUCAGGGUUUCACAUUCAUUCCAUUUCAUUUUUCAUCAUUCUCAUUUUUCUCACCUUCCGAAAAAUCAAUUAGGUUAAAUAUCCCCAAUUUUUCUUCUUCUUUGUUGACAAUGCCGCCAUUUUUGUCGACCUCGAAGGCUCUUCGAUCCUUAGCGACACGCAAAAGCGGAUUCAAUCAAUUGAUUAGGUCUAGCAAGAGCAGCGAGAAUUUCGAUGGAUGUCGAUGCUUUUCAACCAUUGUUUCCAGAGACACCCAUCAGACUUUGCCCUUCGCCUCCUCUGGCAUUAGGUUUUUCUCCUUUUUGAGAAAUUUGGAUAGUUACAGCUCUAAUUCUAUCCAAUCGAGGCGGUUUAUUGGAUUUGGUGGAGAUGGUGCGGAAAAUGUUCUCUCCAAAACUUAUGAGGAGAAGCGCGUUUUGGGGUAUUCCCCGGAGCAAUUAUUUGAUGUUGUUGCGGCUGUUGAUUUUUAUCAUGGUUUUGUCCCGUGGUGUCAAAGGUCGGAGAUAGUUAAACGCAAUCCAGAUGGUUCAUUUGAUGCUGAGUUGGAGAUUGGAUUCAAAUUUCUUGUUGAAAGUUAUGUUUCUCAUGUUGAAUUGGAUAGACCUAAUAGAAUAAAGACAACAGUGUCAAAGAGUACCCUAUUUGAUCAUUUGAUAAACCUAUGGGAAUUUAGUCCUGGUCCGGUUCCAGGAACUUGCAAUCUCUAUUUUUUGGUGGACUUUAAGUUUCAGUCUCCACUUUACUCACAGGUUGCCUCAAUGUUCUUUAAGGAGGUGGCGUCUAGGAUGGUUGGUUCAUUCACUGAGCGUUGCCGCUUGAUAUAUGGACCAGAAGUGCGGGUCCUUGAGAACUCAUAUGGACAAAGGACAUGAAGCAUUUUUUCUCUGCAAUUAGUUUCUUGUCUUGAACAUAGUUAAGGUCUUUUUACAGUUUCUGCACUAAUUGGGCAGUUUCCGCUCAAUACUGAAUGAUUAACCAUCUCUCUUUCUAUUCUUUAGUGAUUUUUGUAAUUUAUUUAGACGGAUUUUACAAUGUAUUGUUUACCAUAUUGAAAGACAUCAAAUUGACAUUUUUUUA
Molecule: messenger RNA, 1364 nt
Organism: Lathyrus oleraceus (garden pea)
Lineage: Eukaryota; Viridiplantae; Streptophyta; Magnoliopsida; Fabales; Fabaceae
Exons: 4
Coding region: 398-1159 (253 amino acids)
Biological process (GO): cellular respiration
Cellular component (GO): mitochondrion
Molecular function (GO): ubiquinone binding
Source: RefSeq, a predicted model, not a curated record